GUGGGGACACGGGAUGGGGCAGCAUGUAUAGAUAAAUUGGUAUGGAGAGUGCGGUAUUCACACUGUGCGGUAUUUGUUUAAUCUAUGUAUUGGGCGGUGACUGUAAUAUUUUACAUUGUUAUCUGGGGCACGCCCCUGCGGUUCCCAUGGUGAUGCGGAUUGGCAGCGCGGGGCGGAUGGCGGCUCUGACCUUCCCCGCAGUCUCGUCCUCCACAGCGGCCGCCCCGGGGCUCAGUAUCCCUCUGCCGGGCAUCAUCUUCCUGGCGGUCUCCCUGUAUCUGAUCGUGCUGCUGAUCCUGAUCCUGAUCCACCAGUGUCUGCAGGCUCGGGGCUGCUGCCCGUCCUGUAUGGGGUGGCAGAAGGUUGGCGACUUUGGCUUCUGUGAUAUGUGUGCGAGUUGCGCCCAGUCAUGUGACUGUAAGAUUCCCUCGCUGACCCGCUGUAUGGAUUCCUGCUGUCCUUCCAAGCCACUCUUUUGCCCGCAGAGUUGCGCCGGCUGCCGCGAUGUCUCCGGUUGCCCGUGCGGCUUCGCUUGCGUCUAUCAGCCUCCGGACUGCAGCACCAUCAACUGCAUCUGCUGCGAGAUCAAGAUGCGGUGACCUGAACCCCCCCAAAGUGUCAACAUCGCCCCCCAUCACUCUGGUGCCUUCAGUGCCUGUGCCCUUGGCUCCCUGUAGGGGGCAGUAUAGUGUUCAUCCCCUUCCCUGUGUACAGUGUUGGUAACACUCCAUUAUCGGGGCCCCAAAUGUCCGACCCCCACCCCCUCCUGUGUGUUUUUUUUUAUACAUUUUGUGUAUUUUAUUUGUAAUUUCGAUACUUUUUGUAUAUUAAAAAGCUAAUUUUAACC
Hyla sarda is the source of this 847-nucleotide messenger RNA. RefSeq lists its product as uncharacterized. Lineage: Eukaryota; Metazoa; Chordata; Amphibia; Anura; Hylidae. The coding region runs from base 42 to 599 and encodes 185 amino acids. The transcript is spliced from 5 exons. The record is from RefSeq and is a predicted model, not a curated record.